This is a messenger RNA of Trichophyton rubrum CBS 118892, 1054 nucleotides long. RefSeq lists its product as uncharacterized. The transcript is spliced from 2 exons. Bases 746 to 1054 code for a protein of 102 amino acids. Lineage: Eukaryota; Fungi; Ascomycota; Eurotiomycetes; Onygenales; Arthrodermataceae. The record is from RefSeq and is a predicted model, not a curated record.
AGCGGACGGGCCAACCGCCGACUUUGUUUAUUUUGACUUCGGACGCUUCUUGCCUUGUUGCGAGUGGCUGGCUGGCGCUCAUAUAGCCCCUUCUGCCCAUGGAUACUGACUGCUAUGACCUAUGACACCAUAUAGCAUACUUCCGUACGGAGUACCGAGGAGUUUUCUUCCGCUAACACCACUCAAGAUGUGGUGGAUAUCAGCUAUUCAGCUAAGAGGAACAAAAUUUCAGAAACAGGAUCAAGGGCACAAUCCUGUAAGAACUGAAUGUUCACCUUAACUGAGGAGCCUGGUCCACCAUGAUUGAUUACUGGAUUGGGAAUCUAGCGAGGCCCUACUCCGUACAACGGGUCAUGAUUCCCUCAGAAAUCCGCAAUUUAGGCAGGGAUUGUAAUGAUAUCAUGGUGCGUCUCGGUUCUUUCUGCCAACCACCAAGCUGCCCUGCCCUGUCUUGAUCCGGAAUGGCCAGUGGACUUCAAUAUCAAUAAACGGACAUAGCUGGUCCUCACCUGGCUGGCUAUUAAGUGCUAGCACACUAGCAGCUCUAACUCUGUUAAGGAGAGCGGUUGAGACAAAGAUUUUGCCUCGAAGCCAGCGCGUUUGUCUCAUGCAGUCAAGGUCGCCAAUCGACAACUAAAUUAGCUUGUUGAGAGCACGUCCAAUGGGCUGCGAAGAGCGAAUCUGUUUUGCAGUAUUAGCGCAAUUCUGAGCAGCAGCCAACCGCUUGUAUCCGACUUUUCGAGAAAUGGCUGUUAAGCUGUCUCUCUCUCUUCCACACGGACCACUUCCUGCUCUAAAACCCCAGGGAUCUGCCGGAAUUUUGAUGCUUAGCUCUUUCCAGGCAUUUCACAUGUAUCCACAUCAGCUCAAUGGGUCAAACCUGUACUUAUUCGCCAUGGCUGCCAUAUCUCUCGCCAUGGUGAAAAUACGACUCGAGAUUGGAGGGUGUAUCGGGACCGGUAUGGGUCAGCCUGGAGGCCCAGAGUUGAUUCUGGCCAGAAGUCUCAGCGAGAGGAAACUCAGAAUUAACCGGGCCAAGGAUGGAAAAACUUAG